Molecule: messenger RNA, 1455 nt
Organism: Pantherophis guttatus
Lineage: Eukaryota; Metazoa; Chordata; Lepidosauria; Squamata; Colubridae
Gene: ERP29
Product: endoplasmic reticulum protein 29
Biological process (GO): protein secretion
Cellular component (GO): endoplasmic reticulum lumen; endoplasmic reticulum
Source: RefSeq, a predicted model, not a curated record
CCCUCCCUCGCCGAGGAAGCUUCCACCCGCUCGUCGCCCGCUCAGCAGCCACCUGGUCGCCAUGGCGAGUCCCGGGCGCCGCGCCUGCCGCCUGCUCCUCCCGGCGCUGCUGCUGCUGCUGCUGCUGCUCUGCGCGGCCCCGGAGCGGAGCGGCGCGCUGCACACCAAGGGCGCGCUCCCGCUGGACACCGUCACCUUCUACAAGGUGAUCCCAAAGCACAAAUACGUCUUGGUGAAAUUCGACACCCAGUACCCUUACGGGGAGAAGCAGGAUGAGUUCAAAAAGGUGGCCGAGAGUUCGGAAUCCAGCAAUGACUUGUUGGUGGCUGAGGUGGGCAUCUCAGAUUAUGGUGACAAGCAGAACAUGGAGUUGGGGGAAAAAUACAAACUGGAUAAAGACUCGUAUCCAGUUUUCUACUUGUUCCAAGAUGGCGACCUGGAGAACCCCUUGCCUUACGACGGGCAGGUCAAGGCCAGUGCUCUCCAGCGCUGGCUGAAACUCCGAGGGAUCUACAUGGGAAUGCCAGGUUGCCUGAAAAUAUUCGAUGCCUUGGCCAGCCAGUUUGUAAGUGCCACCCAAGAACCUGAGCGUCGCCAGGCUCUCCUGGAAGAGGGCCAGGAGCAUUUGGCCAAGGCCAAAGAGAGCGAACGCAAAUCCGCUGAGCAAUACAUCAAAAUCAUGGGCAAAAUCCUUGCCCAGGGGGACCCAUUCAUCCCCAACGAGAUCUCCCGGAUCACCAAGCUGAUUGACGAGAACAAGAUGAGCGACGGGAAGAAAGAGGAACUCUCGAAGCGCUUAAACAUCCUGUCUUCCUUCCAAAAGAAGUCGAACAGUGAGAAAGAAGAACUUUAACAGGGCAGGUGAAGAUGGGACACAGCAUGGGGUGAGGUCCCAACUGGUGCUCCUCGAAGCAGGCAAAAACCUCCCCUUGCUCUUUCAAAGAGGUUGCAAAUUAGCCCUUUCAUAGCCCCCUCUACCCAUCCCAUUCCUGGGGACAGAACACCCCCAACUUCACUAAGGGGACAUUCAGAGACCGCCAUAAAGUCUAAUAAACAAGGUGUUUUCAAGAUGGCGACAUUUAGAACUUCUAACUUGGAGCCUUGGCAAGCUAGUUUGGCUGGGUUGAAUCCCCUCUCCCCCCCUUCCCUCCCCCCACCCCGUUGGGAGGAAUUUGAACAUCCAAGAAAUAGGGCUCGCCCUCUGGGAGGUUUUUGUGUGUGUGUGUGUGAGAUGGAGCACCAUUUGGUCCAGGGGAAAUACGUUAAGAGAAAGUGAACCCAAAGCUACACCUGUCUCUUACUGACCAGUAUUCACCAAAAUCAGUUUUAUGGAAAGGGUACUUAAUUUGAUAAUAAAGGUUACUGGGGAAACGAACACACAAAGGCAUUUUUUUCCUCUUUUAUCACAACUUCCUUAAUAAAAUGAACCCUCCUGGUUGAACUUCUAAGAACUGA